Molecule: messenger RNA, 5718 nt
Organism: Colossoma macropomum (tambaqui)
Lineage: Eukaryota; Metazoa; Chordata; Actinopteri; Characiformes; Serrasalmidae
Product: teashirt homolog 1-like
Exons: 2
Coding region: 748-4173 (1141 amino acids)
Biological process (GO): regulation of transcription by RNA polymerase II
Cellular component (GO): nucleus
Molecular function (GO): DNA-binding transcription factor activity, RNA polymerase II-specific; DNA binding
Source: RefSeq, a predicted model, not a curated record
AUAUGGGUGGGAAAAAGAAUCAUAACAGUGCAGUGCUGAGAGCCGAUCAGGAGUUUAGAGCAAACGAUGAGUCCGCGUCCAUCUCACAACCUGGAUGUGUCCGAGCGCUUUUUAUUUUUUAAAACACUAAAACACGCCCCCUCCUCAACCCUGCGAGACUUAAGAAAAGUCUAGAAAUGUAGCUGAGCUAGCCAGCUUUAGCCGAAGUCCUUACACCCCCGUAGCGCACCCGAGUUUUCUCGCAAGAGACCGGGCAGAGAGCCUAGCCGCAGCUCUGCUGACCAACUCGCGAACAAAUCCGUUUACGAUUUAACCGGCAAAUGUCAAACAUUCUCCCUCCGCUUUUAGACAUUUUUCCUCCACCGGAAUCAAGCAACUGAACAACUCUAAAGUUAUUUUUUCCAGGUUGGGGAAAGCUUUCUCUCCUUUCUGUUUUUGCUACUUGUUUGUUUUGAGUCUUUUCAUAACGUGGCUGAAGAGGGGGAGUGGAAACUGGAAAACACUUUCUAUUUUUUCCCGUAAAGAUGAACCUUCAGCAACCUCGCUUUUUUUUACUUUGUUUUCACGCUUAUUUGUCUCCGAGCCGGUCUCAUUUUGUUUGAGAUUUAAACCUAAGUGCUAAAAAGUCGCUUUGGAUGACCGGUAAAGUUUUGGACAGCGCCGGACAGACCGAGCCGCUGCUGGCCGCUUCAGGAGCUCCGUGUGCCGCAUAGAGGAGCAGUUUCUCUGCCGCUGAGCAGGGGCAGCAUGCCGAGGAGAAAACAGCAGGAGCCGCGGAGAGCUGCAGCCUAUGUGCCAGAGGUUGUGAUUAAGGGAGCUGCAUUUGACAAAGAAACUCCUCAAGAUGAUGGGCUCUCAUUGGACAGCCAAGAUGCAGAGUACACGUAUAAUGAGGAAGAGGAGGAUGACGUAAAAGGUCCUCUGACCCCACAGGACUCCCCCUUCAGCAAUGGCACCAACCCAGAUGCUGGCUAUGCUUCCCCAUUUAGUGAUGCUAGUGAUCAGAUUGCUGAUUAUAAGAGCACCUUUUUAAAAGAAGAAAAGGGAGAGCUGCCCAGCCACAUGACCAAUGGGAACGGCCUGCAGGACAGCUUGGCACAGAUGAAAGCAGUCUAUGCAAAUCUGAUUUCUGAUGCCUCCUGGUCCAACACAACCAUGGAUAUCAUGGAAACCAAGCCAGUGUCCACCAGCAGUGCCACUAAACACACAGCUAACACCACACCUACCAACGCCACUGACAUCACCAAUGAGAAUAGCCACCACAGCCGAAAAAGCUCUAUAGCAAGCAGUCUUAAUGGAACUGUUGGCACCAAUUCAAAUAUCAACACUGCUGCCAUAGUCUACAGCACUGGCAGUAAUAGCAGUGGUAAUACCAAUAAUGGUGGCAGUGUGGCUUAUGAUUGGCAUCAAGCUGCUUUAGCCAAAACACUCCAACAAACCCCUUACCACUUACUCCCAGAACCUAGUCUGUUCAGCACGGUCCAGCUUUACAGGCAAAACAACAAACUCUAUGGCUCUGUUUUUACUGGUGCUAGCAAGUUUAGAUGCAAAGACUGCAGUGCAGCAUAUGACACGCUAGUUGGACUUACUGUUCACAUGAACGAGACUGGCCAUUACCGUGAUGACAACAAAGACAAGGAGGAGGAUGGUGGCAAACGCUGGUCAAAGCCCCGCAAACGUUCCUUGAUGGAGAUGGAGGGCAAAGAGGAUGCCCAGAAAGUGCUAAAGUGCAUGUACUGCGGCCACUCCUUUGAAUCUCUGCAAGACUUGAGCGUCCACAUGAUCAAGACAAAGCAUUACCAGAAAGUGCCUCUCAAAGAGCCAGUGCCAGUCCUGGCCACCAAGCUGGUGCCAGCAGCCAAAAAACGAUCUCUUCAGGACCCUCUACUUUCCCCGUGCUCCCCAGACUUAUUCACAGGUUCCAGUGGAGUUGCAUUAGCAGCAGAGGCUGGAAAAGAUGCAAAGGGAACUGCAAACCCUUAUGUAACCCCCAACAAUCGCUAUGGAUAUCAAAAUGGGGCUAGCUACACAUGGCAGUUUGAGGCACGCAAGUCGCAGAUUCUGAAGUGCAUGGAGUGCGGCAGCUCUCACGAUACUCUGCAGCAGCUGACUGCACACAUGAUGGUCACUGGCCACUUCCUUAAGGUCACAAACACUGCUUCAAAGAAGGGAAAGCAGCUGUUGUUUGAUCCAGUAAUGGAGGACAAGAUCCAGUCAAUUCCAUUACCGCCCACUACUACCAGGCUGCCUGUCCCAAGCCUUAAGUCUCAGUCUGUGUCUCCUGUGCUGUCUGCUGGCUCAGAGAACAAGAAGAAAACCGAGGAGACAAAGAUGAAGGUUGGUGAAGUUGUUGAGAAAAAUAUCAAGGAGGAGGAAGAGCCUACUGACAAGGCAGACGUUGACACGUACAGGUACCUUAGAGAAGAAGACCUUGAGGAGACUCCCAAAGGGGGAAUGGACAUCCUCAAAUCUCUGGAGAACACAGUGUCUAGUGCCAUCAGCAAGGCUCAGACAGGUACACCUACCUGGGGAGGAUACCCCAGUAUCCAUGCAGCUUAUCAACUCCAGGGAUCUGCCAAGUCAUCUUUACUUCCUCCAACAGUUCAAAGUGUGCCAGUGCAGCCAGUCUUCAACAGUGCCCUCCUGUCCCUUGUUACUGACCCUGGGGCAGUAAUACACUCUCCUCAUAGCCCCUCAUCACCCCCAUGCCUUAGGAACAAUGUAUCUGCAAUGGAGGAGCUGGUGGAGAAGGUCACAGGAAAGGUCUCAGUAAAAAAAGAGAAGGAGGAACAGAUGGUGAGUGCGGAGCAACCAAGCCCUGCCUACACACCCAGAUCACAAUCACCAGUACACUUGGAUACUGUAAAAGCUGGAGAAACAGUAAGGAGCAACAGCCCAAAAAAGAAAGAUAAAGAUGUUGUAUGUGAAUUGGAUCCUAAACAAACUUCAAUAGAAAGGCAAAAUUAUACAAAAAAUGGUAUAGAAUCAUGCAAGUCACCCAUUACUAAUGGCAGUGGUUUGGGGAUCAUUACUGAUCAUUCACCUGACAGUCCUUUUAUCAGCCCUCUUAGUACGCUGCAGUCAGUGAUGAAGGCCCACCUCAGCAAAGCCUCCAAAUCAGUCAACACCUCCUCUGAUCCUCUCUCAAUGUUAUACAAGAUCAGCAAUAAGCUGAUUGACAAGCCUGCCUACCAUUCCACUUCUGUUAAGCAAAGUGAAUCUCUCAACACAUAUUUCUAUGAGGACAUUGACCAGCCCAUAGAUUUGAGGAAAUCCAAAAGCAGGAGUGAUGUUACCAACAGUGACAUCCAUAGCAAAACCAGCAGUCACCCAGUACAGACAAAGAAAAUUAAUGGAACUAGGCCUCUUCACCUGGGCUCAUCUUUCUCGGAUCCUGUAUCAUCCCUCAGAGAGAAUGCACUGAUGGACAUCUCGGAUAUGGUGAAGAAUCUUACUGACCACCUAAUUCCCAAAUGCUCCACUCCCUCCCCCAUCUCUGAGAAGUCUGAUGCAGACAGCAGUGUGUUUGAAGAUACACUGGAAGACCUUUCCUCUUCACAGAAGCGGAAAGGCCGUCACUCUAACUGGAACCCUCAGCACCUGCUUAUUCUCCAGGCCCAGUUUGCCUCAAGCUUGAGGGAGACUCCAGAGGGCCACUAUGCCAUGACAGACCUUGGACCUCAGGAGCGUGUGCACAUAUGCAAAUUCACUGGCCUCUCAAUGACCACUAUCUCCCACUGGCUUGCCAACGUGAAGUACCAGCUGAGGAGAACUGGUGGGACCAAAUUUCUGAAGAACAUGGACUCCAGCCAGCCUGUGUUUCUGUGCGGAGACUGUGCCUGCCAGUUCAGGACUCCUUCGUCUUAUAUUAGCCAUCUGGAGUCUCACCUAGGCUUCAGCCUCAAGGACCUGUCCAGUCUCUCUGUGCACCACCUCCAGGAGCAGCAGGCUGUCUCCAAGGUGAUCAUGGACAAAAGGCCAUAUGGCAGCCCCCUGCUGAACUUAAUGGCAUGCGAUGAAGGCUCUAGCCCUGGCUCAGUAUACCAGUGCAGACUUUGCAGUCGGACGUUUGUCAGCAAGCAUGCAAUCAAACUUCAUUUGAGCAAGACUCAUGGAAAGUCACCAGAAGACCACCUGGUGUUUGUCACAACUUUAGAAAAGCUUGGAAAAUAGGUACCAUGAGGUCACUGAGUGAUCAAGUACAGCUGGCUGAAUCACUGAACUGUCUUGUUGCACUAAACUAGUUUCUGCACUGGGCCUGAACUGAGCCAUCAAGAAUCAGUUUUACUUUCUGUUGUAAAACUGCCUGACUGGACAAUGUCUCUUUGGUUUGUUUACUUUUGUUUCUGCCAAACUUUUUAACUCAUUUUAAAUGUAUUUAUAUUAUAUUUGUUAGAUCUGUGCAUGUAUGUUAGUGAAGGUACACGCGUCUUUAUUCUUCGAAGCUCUAUUUUUAUGCACAAUUUGGACGGAAGAUAUGAUAAAAUAUUAAUGGGCUGCUCAGAAGCCUGAAAUAGUACCUUAAAGGGGCAUUCUGGUGUAAAACCAUUGUUUAAUGUUUUGUUAUGUUAUGCAAUAUUCUAGUGUAGCAUUAUAUCCUUCAGCUUGCCUUGUUGGUUUGACAGAAUUCAUCAUUUUAAUCAUUUUCAUGUUUUGUUCAUUAAUGUUUUCUCACUACAGUACCCGGCAUGCAUUAAGCAAAUGCAUAAUACAACCAUAUGGUAUCCCUGUGUUGUCACCUAAUCCUGACUGCUAGCUUAGCCACUGAUUUAUGAGCUAAUAAAUGCAACCAAGCCAGAUGCCAGAGGCAGGUUUUUUACCCUUUCAGCCAGUGAGAAGAAGCCAAACUUAGGUAAGGUAUUUAAAUAGCCAGGUACUUUGCUAACUAUAGCUUGUUGUCCUCCUCAUCAGACCAGAAUUUUUUAUCGUUUCUCAGUUCUAAUGAUGAUUUAAAAAUAGUUAUUACAGUUAUAUGGCUGUAACAUGGCUGAUUUUCCAAGUCCUAUGCUAGGGACAACUGUAGCACUGCUGUAGAAUGAAAGUGUGGUUGUUUAUGUUUUUCAUUUUAGCCCGAGUGUCCCUUUAAGUACUAUAUUUCAGAAUGAGACCUUUUUAAAAAUAAUCAGUCUACACAAUAUUUCUGAACAAAUUUGUUGACCAUUUGCUCUUUAAUUUAAUUAUAUUAAAGAAUCUACUUUUGUAUAGGCAUCUGAUAACUGAAAUAGGUUCACUCCUGCCAGACUGAAGAUGGAGCAUUAAAGUAUGCAAACUUGCUUUUAAAGAAUACAAAACUAGUUAUGUUCUGUUUUAUCACUUUAUAAUAAUUUGUUACUCUUUUGGUAUUAUGCCAGUCUGAUUUCAGCUACUUGUUCCAAUGAUUGGUGUCUAAAUCAUGUAAUCUUGUCAUUUGCGACAGCGUAUCCUUUGUAUUUAAGAUGUGUGUAUUCUUUAACUUUUCUAUUGUCAUUUUUUAUGUAAAAAGGUCAAAACAUAGUGUAAAUAGAUAUAUGCAUUAGAGCCACAUAAUUGUUUUUCUAAAAGCUUCUCUGACUUAGUUUACAGAAAUGUGACUUAUACCUACAUUCAGAUUGAUGCAUGAAGUUAUGUGAGGGUGUGCACAAUGACUGUAAAUUUUCAUGUUUUGUAAAAGCGAAGAACCUUUUUAGCAGCAAUUAGUAUUUUCCUGAAUUGUAAAAUAAACCCAAAGCAGUUACAGCA